GGAAGAUUGUGUAUUCCCCUGAAAAGACCACAAGUUUAAUCUGAAAUCCUGCCCAUCCAGGAUCUCAAGAAUUGGCAAGAAGCAAGGACCAUUUGGUUAAGUAUUUCCUGCAGAUUUCUUUCUCAUCAGUGCUUGGGAUUGGCAUGGCUUUUUCAAAGCAAUAGCCGCAGGUCAAGUUUGGAGGUAGUUGUUGCUGGUUACAUACAAGGCUGGUUCCAGAUGUGCACAAAACUAGAUUUGCAUUUGUGGCCCCAGUGGUGGUGUAAGCCAUGAAGUUGUACUUCAGAUAUGGUGUGUGUCCAAUUUUACCUUUACAGUGACUCAGUUUGAAAGGUAAUAGCACAGUCAAAUUUAGGUUGGAAGGGACCUCUGGUGGUUAUCUGGUCCAACUUCCUGCUCAAAGCAUGUUCAACUAGAUCAGGUGCAAGAUGUCUGCCCUGAGGCUGAUUUCUAACAGAACCUCCCAGCAGGCCUUGUCUAACUCUGAUUACACCUGGGAGUACGAGUACUAUGAGUAUGGACCAGUGUCGUUUGAAGGCCUGAAGGCUCAUAAGUAUUCCAUUGUGAUUGGAUUUUGGGUUGGUCUUGCAGUUUUUGUCAUCUUCAUGUUUUUUGUCCUGACCCUGCUGACGAAGACAGGAGCACCACAUCAAGAAAAUGCAGAACCUUCUGAAAAAAGACUUCGCAUGAAUAGCUUUGUGGCAGAUUUUGGAAGACCUCUAGAGUCGGAGAGGGUCUUUUCUCGUCAAAUGGCUGAAGAAUCCCGGUCACUUUUCCAUUUCUGUAUUAAUGAAGUGGAACAUUUGGACAAAGCAAAACAAAGUCAGAAAGGUCCAGGUCUGGAGAGUAAUAUCCACUUCCAGGAAGUUCCUGGGAGCGGUGGAAUGUUUGAGGAGGACCUGAAUUGUCUUACAAAAUUUAACAUUCCGAACUUUGUGAACACUGAGCAGAACUCUUCACUAGGUGAGGAUGAUCUCCUCAUCUCAGAGCCACCAAUCAUUUUAGAAAGCAAAUUGGUCAUGCAAUCUUCCCAUCGGAUCCUUGACUGAAAAGUCUUACUUUAAGGUAAACAUUCCCGUUGUUGUCCAGUUUGAAGCCUUUCUUGGCCUUCUGGUAUUUUGAUAGAAGGUAUUUCAGACCUGUGCUUUUUAUUGUAUGUAAGACUGGCUGUGCUGACAACUCAAGUUUAGACAAGAAGUAAAACACUGGAUGCUUU
This is a messenger RNA of Balearica regulorum gibbericeps (East African grey crowned-crane), 1216 nucleotides long. The record is from RefSeq and is a predicted model, not a curated record. NCBI's taxonomy places the organism in Eukaryota, Metazoa, Chordata, Aves, Gruiformes, Gruidae.